Sitodiplosis mosellana (orange wheat blossom midge) is the source of this 309-nucleotide messenger RNA. RefSeq names its product putative ankyrin repeat protein RF_1087. The coding region runs from base 1 to 309 and encodes 102 amino acids. Gene Ontology annotation, molecular function: protein binding. The transcript is spliced from 4 exons. The record is from RefSeq and is a predicted model, not a curated record. NCBI's taxonomy places the organism in Eukaryota, Metazoa, Arthropoda, Insecta, Diptera, Cecidomyiidae.
AUGAUUGCAACUGCUGUGCGAACCUUCUCGACGCUCAAGCGUGUCAAACCAUACUUGCGCAAUGCGAUAGGCGAUGAAAGGUUGAAUAGUUUGGCAAGCAAAGUGAAGGAAGCUGAAAACCUCAUCGCUAAAGGAGCCGACCCUAAUAUUGGAAAUAAUUUUAAUGAGACAGCUCUGCAUUAUGCCGCUAUGAAAGGUCACAAGAGCGUCACUGAAGUUCUCAGCCGUAAAGCGAACGAUCUUGAUAUUAAAAAUAAUUUUAAUCAGACACCUCUUCAUUUGGCAGCUAUUAAUGGUGAGGUUGACUAA